UUUCCAAGAGAAGAAGUUUUGACAUUUUCAAGGUUGUUACGAUAUUUUGAGGUUAGAUGUAAAAUUUUUUGUUUUUCGCGACAAACGGUGAUUGAAAGAUAUUCGGCAAAAAUAUUGUAUAAUGACACUUGCCCUAAGAUCUUUCUUUUUAUUAAGGAAAUUAAAUAGACAAUUAACACCAAUAAUUAAGGGAGCAAAUGCUACAAAUUUUCAUUUACACACAACUCCAAGAUACUGUCAUGGAGAAUUUGAAAUGAAGGAUCCUAAAUCAGAGGAUGAAGUGGUUAAUGUAACAUUUAUAGAUAAGACAGGCAAAAAAGUGUCGAUUAGAGGAAAAAUUGGUGACAACGUUUUAUAUCUAGCUCAUAGGCAUGAAAUAGAAAUGGAAGGAGCUUGCGAAGCUUCUCUGGCUUGUACGACAUGUCACGUGUACGUCAAUCAUGAUUAUUUAGACAAACUUCCUCCGGCUCAGGAGGAGGAAGAUGAUUUACUCGAUAUAGCUCCGUUUUUAAAAGAAAAUUCAAGAUUAGGUUGUCAAAUAAUUUUAACCAAGGAAUUAGAUGGUAUCGAAUUGGAAUUGCCUCAAGCGACGAGAAAUUUCUAUGUUGAUGGUCACACACCAACUCCGCACUAAGUCAAUAAAUACUCAAAUAUUUGUACAUAAGAUAAGAAUACAAUAUUACUAACAACAAUAUUGUAUAUCAUUUACAAUU
Molecule: messenger RNA, 713 nt
Organism: Leptopilina heterotoma
Lineage: Eukaryota; Metazoa; Arthropoda; Insecta; Hymenoptera; Figitidae
Gene: Fdx1
Product: adrenodoxin-like protein 1, mitochondrial
Exons: 4
Coding region: 122-634 (170 amino acids)
Biological process (GO): positive regulation of oxidoreductase activity; P450-containing electron transport chain
Cellular component (GO): mitochondrion
Molecular function (GO): 2 iron, 2 sulfur cluster binding
Source: RefSeq, a predicted model, not a curated record